Chelonia mydas (Green sea turtle) is the source of this 2209-nucleotide messenger RNA. RefSeq names its product heparan sulfate-glucosamine 3-sulfotransferase 6 (gene HS3ST6). The transcript has 2 exons. Gene Ontology annotation, molecular function: [heparan sulfate]-glucosamine 3-sulfotransferase activity. Lineage: Eukaryota; Metazoa; Chordata; Testudines; Cheloniidae. Bases 1 to 1008 code for a protein of 335 amino acids. The record is from RefSeq and is a predicted model, not a curated record.
AUGGGCGGUAGCCGCGGCGGGCUGGCGGGGCAGCUGGGCGGGCUGCUGCGGGCGCAGCCCCGCGCCUCCCUCGGCCUCCCCAUGCUGCUGCUCGGCACCUACUUCUUCUACUGCCUGACGGGCUCCUGCGAGCCGCUGCCGCCCGCCGCCCGCCAGCUGCGCCCGCCGCCCCGCGACCCCGCCGGGGACCGGCCCGAGGAGCCGGCGGCGGCCGGGGGCAGGUCCGGGCCGGGCAGCCGGCGCUUCCCGCAGGCCAUCAUCGUGGGGGUGAAGAAGGGCGGCACCCGGGCGCUGCUGGAGUUCCUGCGGGCGCACCCCGCCGUGCGCGCCCUGGGCGCCGAGCCCCACUUCUUCGACCGCGGCUACGAGAAGGGGCUGCGCUGGUACAGGAACCUAAUGCCACGGACUCUAGAGGGGCAGAUCACGAUGGAGAAAACCCCGAGUUACUUUGUGACCAAGGAGGCUCCCAAACGUAUUUACAACAUGUCCAGGGAAACCAAGCUGAUUGUGGUGGUGAGGAACCCGGUCACCAGGGCCAUCUCAGACUACACACAGACACUAUCCAAAAACCCCACCAUCCCCAGCUUCCAGGCUCUGGCCUUCAAGAAUGUCAGCACGGGCCUCAUCGACACCACCUGGAGUGCAGUGCGGAUCGGCAUCUAUGCCAAGCACCUCGACAACUGGCUGCAGUACUUCCCCCUUUCAAAAUUCCUCUUUGUCAGCGGGGAAAGACUCGUGAGUGACCCGGCUGGGGAGAUGGGCCGAGUGCAAGACUUUUUGGGUCUCAAGAGAGUCGUGACGGACAAACACUUCUAUUUCAAUGAGACCAAGGGCUUCCCUUGCCUGAAGAAGCCCGAAGGAAGCAGCCGGCCCCGCUGUUUGGGGAAGUCCAAAGGGCGACCUCAUCCAAAAAUCCACGGGCAGGUGAUCCAGUGCCUGCAGGAGUUUUACAGACCCUUCAACAUGAAGUUCUAUCAGAUGACUGGGCAGGACUUUGGGUGGGACUGAGAUCUCACCAGGCCAAUGGCUUUCUAAGCCACAGUGGAGAGAGGACAACUAGUCCCCUUAGCAGACCUACAGGGCCCUUGGCACAUUGUGUGCCAAACUUCCCAGGGACUCUAGCAUAGAUGUGUCCAAGGCAAACUUUUGGAAGACACUUCCCAUGUUCUAAUUUAUAACGGACUUGUUCCUGGAGAGAAAUGUACACUUACUGACUAGAGAGAAAUAUUUAAGAAAGAAAAACAAACAAACAAACAAACAAAAAAAACCCCCAACCCCAGAUCAGAUUAAAUAUUCUUCCAUAUAAAUCUUGCUAAUCUAUAUUAACCAGAACGGUUUUCAGAUGGUGAGAGAGAGAGAGAGAGAGUGUGUGUGUGUGUGUGUGUGCGCGCAGUGGCAAAGGCACUAAGAUUCACAAUAAAGCUUUGCAAAUCAGAGUUGGCCUCCUAAUGCUGCUCUUUCUCUGACUAUACUGAGAUUGCUGUAAUGUUCACAAUCAGCAAUCCCGACCCUUUUAAUUAGCAGGCGAAAGGGCCCUAGACACCAGUGCUGUGUUGAGGUCUUGGAUGCCUUCCUUGCAAAGGGACACUGUAAAGAUAACAACUGCAGCCAGGUUCAAAGCUGCUGUACAGCAAUGUAGGUCCAUUGACUUCAAAGGAGCUAGGUUGGUUUCCACCAGCUGAGGCUCUGGCCUGGUAUAUUAAAAACACUAAUGACUUAUGAUAAUAACAUGUUAGGAGACUGAUCUUGCUCCUCCCAUUGGAAUCAAUGGAAUUUUGGCCAUUGACUUUAUUGGGGCCAGUAGCAUGCCCCAGUUUAAAAAAAAAAAUCUUAUUUCUCUAUUACUUUUUAUGCUAUUUGUUUUUCUUUGUGCUUCACUCAAUUGGGCCAGUGAGUUUUGGCCUAGAUCCUCAAAGGCACCUAACUCCCCUCCACAUACCUUUGAUGAUCUGGGCCUAUGUGUUUCUUAUCAAUUUCACUUUCCAGUGCCUACGCCCUGCAAGUUUGGUUUUCGGUUUCCCAUGCUUCAAGAGGACAUGGAUGCCCUCCUCUUCCCAAAGCUCUUUUUCCUUAAAAUGUACAAUAAAUAAAAUAAAGUGUUGUGUCUAUUAGAGUUUUGUAAAAGCCCUUUUAAAAAAGACAAUCUGAAUUUUGGACCUACGUCAUGUUUGGUGUCCUUAGAAACAGUUACCUGGUUUGAUAGUUUCGG